UUCCCCAGGGAGCCAAGUGCUGUGCUGGGUGGCUGUGGGCUCAGGGAUGCACACUCUGGGAAGGGGUAGCUGCUGGUCCAUGUCUGUGCCUUUCGAGCCCUACUAACACACAGAGCAGUCAAAUGGGGGGAGCCUGGCUGUAGUGCACAUCUGUGCCCUGAGGUACUUCGGGCAUUACAUGGGAGAGGAACGUGUCAAGAUUUGUAAUGGAAAUCUGUGGCGACCUUCUUGCUCACUGCAUGCACGUAUGUGGAUGAGGACAGCAUGCAAUCCCGAGAUCCCUUCUGACAGAGCAGAUAUUGGGACGUCUCCCUCAGGGCGCUUCCUAGCAGUGAUGCUCUCGCUCUGUUGACUUCAGUGCAGUUGACCUCAGCAGCCUGAGUUUUACCUGGAAGCCUGAACAAGUAUGGGAACAAAUAGCUUUGGGCUUUUCCAGCUUAAAAUGAAAAUGAAUAAAGGGAAUAAGAAGAAUUUCCUUUCUUCUACUGAAAAUAUUAAUACUGCAAUAGGAAGACAGAAGGCAUUUUUUUUUAGUCUACAUAAAGCAUGUGAACGUUUGGAAAGUUCUGCAGUUUGUGAAACACUUGUUAUUAUGGCACAGAUGAUACUGAAGAAAGAAAGCUCUGCAGCAUAGAAAGUGGUGUCAAUAGAAAUCUUGACAGUCUAUAAAUGAGAGGAGGCUCAAUAAAAUUUAUGCAACAGAAAAGUGAAUGUGAAGAAAAAGAAGGAUGGUUUCUUGAGUCCGGUCCUUUGAAAAAGCGAGACACAUGCUGCUUCGUAAGGAUACGCCUGAUUUCCAGAAAUAACCAUGUUUUUGUGCCUUAAACUCUUGGCGUUUGGCGUUGCCUUUCUGUGCCAGGAUGCUUUUGCCCAAGCAGGAAAUGAUAAUUUGACCUCUGCCAGCUCUCUCUCCUCUACGUUACCUACACCUACACGCUCCACAUCAUUCUCACCUCCAAGCACCACUGCAGGAGUUCAGCCAGCAUCAACUGGUGCCUCUCCCACAGCCAGCACGCACCUCUCCACGCACUCAGGCUCUGGUCCGACCACGGGACUCGGCCACUUGCAGCAUAGCAGCCCUGCUGCCCUCACCACACGCACUCUCACUGCCUUUCAUCAAACUGUAUCAGAUUAUUACAGUUCAACAUCCUUGCACAACACCACCUCACCAGUCAUCACGCCAGCAAGCACUGAGACCAUCCCCACUAGCACAAUAGAAAGUACUACAACAACGGAAGAACCUUGUGAUAAUAGUAUUGAUUACGGGAAUAUAGAAGAAAAGAAUAACUCGGCUGAAGUUACGCUAAAGAAUCUCAAAGAAAACAGAAUAUAUGAUAUUCUGCUGGAAGAUGGGAAGAGCUUAUCAGUGAAUGCCAGCAACAACAUAGUAAUGCUUAAUUGGUGCAGAAGAUAUACAGUUCAAUCUCGUAAUUGCAUUGUCAUGUAUCUUACUAUUCCACCUGAUGAAAAAAGGUAUACUUUUGAUGUCGAGAGCAUUGGAAACGACAAUGCAACAUUGCGUUUAAAUCCUUUAUGUAUAGAUUGCGAAGAUGUCUGUUCUAAUGUGACUGUUAGCUGCAAAACAAAUUCCAUAAAUUCAGGAGGCACUGGGAAUUUAACUGGUAGCUACGAAUUGAUGAAACAUGAUAUAAAUGCUGACAACAUAACGAUACUUUCUUUAUCAUCCGACAGUGAGUACCUCUGCAGAGUUACAGUAAGGUUUUUUGAAAAGAAUUUUACCAAAGAAGUCAACAUAACUACAGAUUAUGAUGCUCCAAAAGCACCAGAAAACCUUACAGUGCAUCCUACUGCCAGAAAUGUAACAGUUACGUGGAUGAAACCUACCGGCACAUUAGAAGAACAUAUAGAUGGCUAUAUUGUGAAGUGCAAUAACACUUCUCAAAACGUUAACAGGAAUGAGACCAGCUUUACUUGUGGUGAUUUAGAACCUUACAGCACUGGCUCUGUGUCUGUAAGAGCAUUUAAAAAAAGCAAGUAUAAGAAUAAAAACUUUGAGGGAGAAAAAGUGAAUGGCAGCUUUCAAACGAAACCAGCAAAACCAGAGAAAGUGACUGACUUCAAACUAACAUUGCUGGCUGAUAAUACUGUCAAAGUUGCCUGCCGAAGUCAAAAAGUGUAUGGAAAUGAAACAAAAUUUAAAUUAUCUUGGAAUUCCAGCAGCAACAGUGGUGAGAAUCAGAGGAAAAAUGAAUGCAAUUUUACAGUAAGAGAUCUCUCUUACUUGACAAAAUAUACGUUUAAGAUAUCUGUGUUUAAUGGAGUGUAUACAGGAGACUCGGUAUGUGAGGAAAUAUAUACCAGAUAUAACUCGAGGGCCCUGAUUAUAUUCUUGGUGUUCUUGAUUGUUGUGACAUCAAUUGCUUUACUGUUGGUUCUGUAUAAAAUCUAUGACCUACACCAAAAAAAGCUUAGCAAUUCUUCUGAAGUCAUCAGCCUUGUAGCAGUUAAAGAUGAUGAAAGGCAGCUUUUGAACAUAGAGCCAAUACCUUCAGAGAAACUGUUGGAGACAUACAAGAGGAAGAUUGCUGAUGAAGGAAGACUUUUCUUGGAUGAAUUUCAGAGCAUUCCAAGAAUUUUCACUAAAUUUCCAAUGAAGGAGGCCAAGAGGAGCCAUAAUCAGAACAAAAACCGUUACAUUGAUAUUCUUCCAUAUGAUCAUAACCGUGUUGAGCUCUCUGAGAUUCCAGGAGACCCAGGAUCAGACUACAUCAACGCAAGUUAUAUUGAUGGCUUCAAAGAACCAAGAAAAUACAUUGCUGCACAAGGCCCCAAGGAUGAAACCACGGAUGAUUUCUGGAGAAUGAUCUGGGAACAGAAAGCAACAAUUAUUGUCAUGGUUACUCGCUGUGAGGAAGGAAACAGGAACAAAUGUGCCCAGUACUGGCCAUCAAUGGAGAAUGGCUCUGCAACAUAUGGGGACAUAACUGUGAAGAUCAACGAAAGUAAAAUAUGUCCAGACUAUAUAAUUCAGAAACUGCACAUCACAAAUGGAAGAGAAAGAACAUCUGGAAGAGAUGUCACUCACAUUCAGUUCACCAGCUGGCCAGACCAUGGCGUUCCCGAGGAUCCACAUCUCCUUCUCAAACUCCGACGCAGAGUGAAUGCUCUCAGCAACUUUUUUAGUGGCCCAAUAGUGGUUCAUUGCAGUGCUGGAGUUGGGCGCACUGGGACCUAUAUUGGAAUUGACGCUAUGUUGGAGGGGCUGGAUGCAGAGGGCAGAGUGGAUGUUUAUGGCUACGUUGUGAAGCUGCGCCGGCAGCGGUGCCUCAUGGUUCAAGUAGAGUCACAGUACAUCCUUAUCCAUCAAGCACUAGUGGAAUACAAUCAGUAUGGAGAAACAGAGGUCAGCCUCUCAGAACUACAUUCCUAUCUUAACAAUCUGAAAAGAAAAGAUCCUCCAAGUGAACCUUCUCUGCUGGAGGCAGAAUUUCAGAGACUGCCUUCCUACAAGGGAUGGCGGACACAGAACACUGGGAAUCGAGAGGAAAAUAAGAACAAAAAUAGGAGUGCCAACACAAUUCCGUAUGACUUUAACCGAGUGCCGAUCAGGAGUGAAGAGGAACAAAGUAAGGAGGGUGAACAUGAUUCAGAGGACUCAUCAGAUGAGGACAGUGACUGUGAAGAAUCAAGCAGAUACAUUAAUGCUUCCUUCAUAACUGGUUACUGGGGUCCAAAAGCCAUGAUUGCAACACAAGGACCACUGCAGGAAACUAUCUCUGACUUCUGGCAAAUGGUAUUCCAAAGAAAAGUCAAAGUCAUUGUUAUGCUGACAGAGCUGAAAGAAGGGGAUCAGGAACUCUGUGCACAGUACUGGGGAGAAGGAAGACAAACAUAUGAUGACAUAGAAGUUCAAGUGACAGAUGUCAACUGUUGUCCUAGCUACACCAUACGUGCAUUUGAUGUCACACAUCUGAAGAGGAAAGAAACACAGAAGGUAUAUCAGUAUCAAUAUCACAAGUGGAAUGGAUUGGAUGUUCCAGAAGACCCCAAAGAUUUAGUCGAUAUGAUUCUAAGCCUUAAACAAAAAGUGCCAUCCAGACCAGCCUCUGAGGACAGCAGGAACAGCCGCAGCGUCCCAUUUGUCAUCCACUGCUGUGAUGGAUCGCAGCAGACUGGUGUGUUUUGUGCUUUGAUGACCCUCUUGGAAAGUGCAGAAACUGAAGAAGUAAUAGAUGUUUUCCAAGUAGUAAAAGCUCUUCGUCGCAGCAGGCUGGGAGUGGUCUCCACCUUUGAACAAUACCAAUUUCUAUAUGACACCAUUGCUCGUACCUACCCUGCCCAGAAUGGACAAAUAAAGAACAUCCAUCAGGAAGAUAAGGUUGAAUUUUGCAACGAAGUAGAGAAAAAAGAUCAGGAAAGUGAUUUGAUCACUAUUGACCUUACUCCAUCAACUCCAGAGGAAAAUGAUACUCCUGAAUGUUGCGAUGAUUUUAAGGCUGCAGAUACCAAUAAGGGGACAGAAAGUUCUACAAAUGGGCCCACAACUCCAGUUUUAACUUAGAAUUUUUUUUUAAGUAAAAAGUGUAUUUUCAUACCAAACAAAUCUUAACCACAGUAAGAAACUUAUGAUUUUUCCCCCUCCCUUUUGGAAAACAUUUAUGUCGGAUUUUCAAAGGUACAAAUUUAAAGUGAUACUUGAAACUUCUAAAGAGUGACAAAGAACUGUGAAAGUUAAGUUUUUGUGUAGAUUUGCAUCUAAUACUUCAAAAGGCUCUUCACUAUCUUUAUACUUUGCCAUUUUAAAAUAUGUACAGUGUAAUACUAUAUUCUUAUUUUGAGCAGUGGGAAGUUUUUUUCUUCACUUCUCUAAGAAGGAGAAAAGCAACUCAACGUACCACGACAAGCAUGUUGCUAACGCAGGUCUGUGUUCAAAGCUAUUAGCAAAAAAAGCAACAUAAUGGGUAAGCAUGUCUCCUAUCAUUUCAGGACUGCUGGUUAAGUACUGCUUUAAUACUACUCUGAGGAACUCGUGGGACUUUGACAGACAAUUCAAGACCAUAACAUUUACACUGUGUGCCAGUUACCAAGAUUCUGACCCUCUGUCCUCCCAGAUCAAUGUGGAAUGGAAGUUUUGCAUUUUUCCAUCUCACCUCAAGAUGUCCUUGUUGCUCCACAGAAAUUCAUCUGCAAUUUCAAUAUUAGACUCAGGGGAGAAAGGUUGGAGAUUUAAAUGAUUGCAACGGUUCUGACAGAAAACGCAUUCUGUUUAUUCUUAGAGGUGGAAAUGCUGCAUGCUUGCACAUUUAUUUCUUAUGCUUAUACUCUGUGAUUUGAAGAGAAUACUUCCACAAGUGACUUGUUUUCAGAGCUGGAAAAUACCUUGAUGCUUUUCUCCAAACUGAAGAUUUUGACUAGUGCAGGGAUUUUAUUUUUAUUUUUAUUUUUUUGAGAUUUUGUAUGUUAUAGCUAUGAUAAUUUUACUGUUUCUUGCUGCAUUUUAGCAAAUUAGUUAACAAAGUGGUAACUGUUUUGUUCUGUUAAAGUCUCUAAACUGGCCAUUUUCUUCUAAAGGCACAAAAUCUUGUUCUAUCCAGCAUGUGGAUUUUAAAAAAACAACAGAUUUCAGUAGGAAAGCACACCAUUAAAUUCUUAUGAAACUGUA
Molecule: messenger RNA, 5623 nt
Organism: Gallus gallus (chicken)
Lineage: Eukaryota; Metazoa; Chordata; Aves; Galliformes; Phasianidae
Gene: PTPRC
Product: protein tyrosine phosphatase, receptor type C
Exons: 38
Coding region: 809-4522 (1237 amino acids)
Biological process (GO): T cell receptor signaling pathway; negative regulation of protein kinase activity; protein dephosphorylation
Molecular function (GO): protein binding; protein tyrosine phosphatase activity
Source: RefSeq, a predicted model, not a curated record